Messenger RNA from Aspergillus ibericus CBS 121593, 1565 nucleotides. RefSeq lists its product as uncharacterized. The transcript has 3 exons. Lineage: Eukaryota; Fungi; Ascomycota; Eurotiomycetes; Eurotiales; Aspergillaceae. Bases 299 to 1342 code for a protein of 347 amino acids. The record is from RefSeq and is a predicted model, not a curated record.
CCCGUGAUUGUCAGCAAAGCGUCAGACACUUGUGUUGACCGCCUGCCGGGUACGGACACCCCGCCUUUGUUGCAGGAAUGUGGCAGCCGCUCUGCAAUCCACCGCAACCAUUGACCAUUGUUGAUCUGGCCCAUGGCAGAGAGUGUUUGCAGACAAGACACACUGACAGCUUCGGUGGUCUGGACUCUCUUCGACACGUCUUGCAAGAAGAGUCGUCUGGCAUUGUUGACAUUGCACAACACCCUUGUCUUAUUCAGAGACCCUUUAUUGACCGUUCACCCGGUGCAGUGUGCACACGAUGUCGCCCGAUAUCAACUCGCUGUCCCCGACCCGGUCCACUUCGUCUUCCCCGCGUCAACAUCGGCCGCCCCCGACAUUGUCCGACCCCUUAUCGUCGCCGCAUUCUCAGCCAGGCCUCCUUUCUUCAGCUCUGGCCAACAUGGAUCACGCUCCCUUAAACAACCAUCACAACGCCAUUGCCACCGAGCUGCCCCAUCGACCCUCCCAGAAUCAUCGCUCAAGCAUGCCAGGGUCGGAACGUCGCCGGUCCGCUGCCGGUUCCAGCUCAAUCCUGAACAAUGGCAAUAACAGCGCUAGCGACUCGGCCCCCGGGGAACCGCCCCUGACCCCCCACGAGCAUCGGUCCUCCCUAGGCCAUAAUGGGCUGCACACCUCCAGUCCAUACAACAACACCGGGGCCAACCCGACCGUUGCCACUGGGGACCCGCAUCAUCAGCGUGCGCCGUCGCUGGGGGAGCUCCAUCAGGAACUAGAACAAGAACAAGAAGCACAAGUGAACCGACUUUUACACAUGAUCCGCAGCCAGCAAGCUCAGCUGCAACAUCUCCAACAGCAACAGCAACACUCGCAGGCGGUUGUGGACGACUCCGGGCCUCCUUCGGAACGGCUUACCCCCUUCCCCCCAAUCCCCCCGCUCCCCACAACCAGUAGUCGGGCGUCAACUCAGCUGCCUUCAUCCCUGUCUAGCCGACGACCUUCCCGUCCGUCUAGUCAAGCCGCUUCGCCCAACCUCCGACCGCUGAUUGAUCCGUCUAGCGGGCCAGAGGGACCGGAUUGGACUGCGGGUAUUGGUGAGAGCACUUUCCGGCGGGGGAGUAGGGAUGAGAGCGCAUUCUACCAGGCGGAGGCUGCCAUGCUGACGCGCGAAAACCAUAUGCUCCGACAACGAAUCCGCGAGUUAGAGCGCCAGGUUCGUGAGUUGGCCUCUGGCGCCCGAUCAAGUGAGAUCCCUGCGGCACCUACCGUACAAGGAAUCGAAACUGUAGAUCAACAGGCGUCCACGGAAGUGGGAUCAGCAAAUGAGUCGUCAGACAAGACCUGAUUGACUCGAGGCCACAUGGAAGCCUCCUUGACUGCGGACGGUUCUCCAGAUCUGCAGUGAUCGACAUGUUCUUGUGAUUGAAACCAAGGUCGAUGUUUGGACGAGGGCUGAUGCAAAAGCCCUCGAUCACCAAAGUGUAGCGGCUGUGCGGGUUAUACGAAGCAUACUUAAGGGAUUCCACGGUACACAUCCGCCGCCAGCCGCGUGCUCUGGUCAGGUCAGG